Mercurialis annua (annual mercury) is the source of this 5273-nucleotide messenger RNA. Its product is annotated as pleiotropic drug resistance protein 3-like. Bases 259 to 4662 code for a protein of 1467 amino acids. The record is from RefSeq and is a predicted model, not a curated record. Gene Ontology annotation, molecular function: ATP binding; ABC-type transporter activity; ATP hydrolysis activity. The transcript has 24 exons. NCBI's taxonomy places the organism in Eukaryota, Viridiplantae, Streptophyta, Magnoliopsida, Malpighiales, Euphorbiaceae. Gene Ontology annotation, cellular component: membrane.
UGUAUAGUUAUUAAGAUUUCCAUGAAAAUUGAUGUGCUACCCAAAGUCAGAGUAUUACUAUUAGUAUUAGCCUGUUAGGAAAGUAUUACCCAGGAAAAACAAACUCUAUCACCUCACACAUGCAGCAGGCAAAGCAUGAUACCUAUAUGAAAUAUUUUUCAAUUCCUACUGACAGCAUGUUAAGCGACCAUUUGCUUGCUACACCACCCUGUUUGUAUAUGACGCAUUUCAUUGCCUCAUCAACUUCAGAUCACUUCUAUGUAUUUAACUGAGCAAUGUCUUGCACUCUAUUAUUAUACCUGUCAACUUUCAGCAAUGGCUCAGCUAGUUGGACCUGAUGAAAUAGAGUCAUUCAGGAUUGAGUUAGCAGAGCUCGGAAGAAGCAUCAGAUCCUCAUUCAGAAGUACUGAUCAUGUUUCAGGAUUGACUUCGCCCGAGCAUGGAUUAGAUGAAGAAGACGAUAUUGAUCAGUUGCAGUGGGCUGCUGUUGAAAGAUUACCUACCUUCCGAAGAAUCACCACUGCUCUAUUUGCCGAGGAACCAAAUGCCUCAGAUGCUAAAGCCAAAAGAAUUGUUGAUGUUUCCACACUCGGAGCUCAAGAGCGACACAUGUUCAUGGAAAAGCUAAUCAAACAUAUCGAACAUGAUAAUCUACGAUUACUGAAGAAACUUAGAAAACGAAUUCACAAAGCUGGUGUACAGUUGCCCAGUGUAGAAGUGAGAUACAAGAAUCUAUCGGUUGAAGCAGAGUGCAAGGUUGUUCGCGGCAGACCUCUCCCAACUCUUUGGAACACUGCAAAAACUAUGGUUUCUGAACUUUUCAAUUUAGUUUGUUCAAAACAAGAAGCCAAGAUUAGCAUAUUAAAAGAUGUGAAUGGUAUCAUUAAGCCUAGAAGGAUGACUUUACUGCUUGGUCCACCUGGCUGUGGAAAAACUACUUUCUUAUUGGCACUUUCUGGAAAAUUGAGUCAUUCUUCUCUUCAGGUUAAAGGAGAUAUAUGUUACAACGGAUACAAAUUACAAGAGUUUGUUCCUCAAAAAACCUCAGCUUACAUAAGUCAAAAUGAUUUGCAUAUUCCAGAUAUGACUGUUAGGGAAACAAUUGAUUUUUCUGCUCAAUGUCAGGGAAUUGGGACCCGAGCUGAGAUCAUGAAAGAAGUGAGUAGAAAGGAGAAGCAGACAGGGAUAGUCCCAGAUUCUGAUGUGGAUGCUUACAUGAAGGCAGUAUCAAUAGAAGGAUUGAAAAGUAACCUUCAGACAGACUAUAUUUUGAAGAUUUUGGGACUUGAUUUUUGUGCUGACACAAUGGUUGGAGAUGCCAUGAGAAGGGGUAUCUCUGGUGGUCAGAAGAAAAGGUUGACUACUGGAGAGAUGAUUGUGGGACCUACAAAAGCAUUAUUCAUGGAUGAAAUAUCAAAUGGCUUAGACAGUUCCACCACUUUUCAGAUUGUAUCCUGUCUUCAGCAUUUAGUGCAUAUUACUGAUGCUACAGCAUUGAUUUCGCUUCUUCAGCCAGCGCCAGAAACCUUUGAUCUAUUUGACGAUGUCAUUCUGAUGGCAGAGGGGAAGAUUGUUUAUCAUGGUCCGCGUCUUAGUAUCUGCGAAUUCUUCGAGGACUGUGGUUUCAUGUGCCCCGAAAGGAAAGGAGUUGCUGACUUUCUUCAAGAGAUUAUCUCCAGAAAAGAUCAGGCGCAAUAUUGGUGUCACACAGAUAAACCAUACAGUUAUGUUUCUGUUAAUCAGUUUGUUAAGAAAUUCAAUGAAAGUCAGCUUGGCCGGAAACUAAAUGAGGAGCUUUCCAAGCCAUUUGCAAAGUCUGAAAUUCACAAGAGUGCAUUAUCCUUCAGAAAGUACUCGUUACCAAAAAUCGAGCUGUUUAAAGCUUGUGCUAGGAGGGAAUUUCUUUUAAUGAAGAGAAAUGUCUUUAUAUAUGUGUUCAAAACUGUACAGCUAUUGAUUGUUGCUACAAUUACAAUGACAGUUCUGCUACGCUCCACGUUUUCUGCUGAUGCGCUCCAUGCGAAUGAUUACAUGGGUGCUAUAUUCUAUGCACUCAUCCUAUCAAUAGUUGAUGGAAUUCCAGAGGGGCAAAUGACAGUCACGCGACUUGCAGUUUUCCAUAAACAAAAAGAGUUGUGCUUUUACCCGGCGUGGGCUUAUGUUAUUCCUGCCACAAUUCUUAAAAUUCCAGUUUCAUUCUUGCAAGCUUUUGUUUGGACGUCUCUUACUUAUUAUGUUAUUGGUUUCAGCCCUGAGGUUGGAAGGUUCUUCCGUCAGUUUCUUCUACUUUGUUUGCUGCACCUAACAUCGAUAUCCAUGUUUCGCCUUAUCGCCUCUGUCUGUCAAACUAUGGUAGCUACAAUAACUAUAGGAAAUCUUUUUAUAAUGGCUAAUUUUCUGUUUGGCGGCUUCAUUAUCCCGAAACCAUCUAUGCCUGCUUGGUUGAACUGGGGAACGUGGAUUGCCCCAUUGACCUAUGGGGAGAUAGGAUUGUCUGUGAAUGAGUUUCUUGCUCCUCGCUGGCAGAUGAUUGCCUCUGACAACACAACUAUAGGACAGCAAACUCUAGAAAGCCGCGGAUUGAACUAUGAUGAAUACUUUUACUGGAUAUCUGUUGGUGUCUUAAUAGGAUUCACAAUCCUUUUCAACAUUGGCUUUACAUUGGCAUUAACCUUCUUGAGACCUCCUGGAAGAUCUCGUGCUAUUAUUUCUUACGAAAAGUACUAUCAACUGCAAGAAAAGGUAGAUGAUAGUGACAAUAUUGCUGACAAGGACAUCAGACACAUUGAUGCUCAUCCUAUUUCUAGUUCAGAACCCAAAAAUGGAAGGAUGGUUUUACCUUUUGAGCCCCUUGCAAUAACAUUUCAGGAUCUGCAGUACUAUGUUGACACACCUUUGGAAAUGCGAAAACGAGGUUUUGCACAGAAGAAGCUUCAGCUGCUUUCUGACAUUACAGGUUCAUUCAGACCUGGUAUUCUUACAGCAUUGAUGGGCGCUAGUGGAGCUGGAAAAACAACUCUUAUGGACGUUCUUUGUGGAAGGAAAACGGGUGGCACUAUUGAAGGAGAUAUUAGAAUUAGCGGGUACCCAAAGGUUCAUGAGACAUUUGCUAGAAUAUCAGGUUAUGUUGAGCAGACCGACAUACAUUCCCCACAAAUAACAAUAGAAGAAUCUUUGAUAUAUUCUGCAUGGUUGCGACUUCCUUCUGAGAUCGAUCCAAAAACUAAAUCUGAAUUUGUCAAUGAAGUCCUUGAAACUAUAGAGCUCGACGGAAUUAAAGAUUUGCUAGUAGGCUUGCCAGGAAUAACGGGAUUAUCUACUGAGCAGCGCAAACGAAUGACUAUAGCAGUGGAGCUGGUUUCCAAUCCAUCUAUCAUAUUUAUGGAUGAACCCACUACAGGUUUAGAUGCAAGAGCAGCUGCAAUUGUAAUGAGAGCAGUGAAGAAUGUAGUUGAAACAGGUCGAACAGUUGUGUGCACCAUCCACCAGCCAAGUAUUGACAUUUUUGAGGCAUUUGAUGAGUUGGUUCUUCUUAAAAUGGGAGGGCGGAUUAUCUUUUCCGGUCCACUUGGACAGCAUUCAAGAAGGGUCAUUGAAUAUUUUGAGAAUGUUCCUGGAGUGCCUAAGAUUAAGGACAAUUACAAUCCAGCAACAUGGAUGUUAGAGAUCACUUCUAAAUCUGCAGAGACUGAACUUGGCGUAGAUUUUGGACAAAUAUAUGAAGAGUCCACCUCGUAUAAGGAGAAUAAGGAAUUGGUUAAACAGUUGAGUUCUCCAGUACCUGGUUCAAAAGAAUUGCAUUUUCCUACUCAUUACCCGCAAGGUGGUUGGGAACAAUUUAGAGCAUGCUUGUGGAAACAUCACUUAUCAUAUUGGAGAAGUCCUACGUACAAUCUGACUCGUUUGGUUUACAUGAUUGCUGCAUCUAUCGUAUAUGGCGCACUGUUCUGGCAGCAAGGACAGAAAAUUGAUAGCCAGCAGGACUUGUUCAUAUUGAUUGGUUCAAUGUACACAACAAUAGUCUUCUUCGGCAUCAACAAUUGCACCUCAGUCUUACCCUAUGUUUCUACAGAACGAACUGUGUUAUACCGGGAAGGAUUUGCAGGAAUGUAUUCUCCAUGGGCGUAUGCAUUUGCACAAGUGGUGGUGGAGUUGCCGUACUUAUUCUCUGUAGCAAUCAUCUAUGUCGGCAUCACAUAUCCUAUGAUUGGUUAUUCGAUGUCGGCGUACAAGAUAUGUUGGGCAUUUUAUGCAUUGUUCUUCAAUUUGCUGUGUUUUAACUACAUGGGAAUGCUGCUAGUAGCUUUGACACCAAACGUCCAAGUGGCUUCAAUUCUUGCCUCAUCCACGUACACGAUGCUGAUGUUGUUCGCUGGGUACAUCGUGCCAGGACCGCGCAUUCCGAAAUGGUGGAAAUGGUUAUACUACAUUUGUCCCACAUCUUGGGUACUGAAUGGUAUGCUCACCUCACAGUAUGGAGAUAUUGAGAAAGAAAUAUUACUAUUCGGCGAGACCAAAACUGUUUCAGCAUUUCUACAAGAUUACUUUGGCUAUCACCAUGAUUUCCUAGGCGUUGUUGCUGUUGUUCUCAUCAUCUACCCUUUUAUUUUUGCUUCUCUAUUUGCAUAUUUCAUUGGAAAACUCAACUUUCAGAGAAGAUAAACUUAUAUACAAUCUGGUUAAGCAUUGAUUUACUAAAAACAUAAUGAAGAAUCGAGUUGGAGAGGAAUAUUGUAUUUAUGUCUAUCAUUUUCUAUAGGUUUAAUGUGUUGAACAACUUCGACCUUUUAGCCCGUUCUUAGUUUCACUCCGACGUUGUAAAAUCGUCAACUGUAUUUAAAUUCACAUUUUUGGAUUUAAAUUGCAUUCUAAACUUUUCUUCACUUGGAGAAUAGGCCAAUUUAAUUUUUUAUUUUUAAUAUAUAUAUUCUAAAUAGCAAUUGAUAUCAUAAAUCGAACAAAAAAAUAUCCUUCCCUACAAAUUCAAAUAAUAAUAUAAUUAUUAAUGAUAUUUUUUUAUGUUUAUUCUGAUAUUUAGACGACUCCAUUGCCAAUGCCAUGCUCCUCCUCCGACUUUUUGCCGUCUUAUGACCCGCCGUGCGUCUUCCUCGAGACGAACCCGAUUUGAGGUCUGAACCAGAUCCGGUUCGUCUUCUCUCCGUGGAAAAUAACUGGACGACCGGUUCGUCUUCCACCAGGAAGACUAAUAGAAUUCCGAAUUAUGUAUAGCAAAGUUGUCGUUUUGUAUGUACAGGAAAGGUGUCGUUUUGUAU